GCUAAAGUAGAGGAGAAAGAGUCCCACAGAAAGUGUUGCGCCUAUUUAUUAUAUUUUAUUUGGUAGUAAGGAGCCCCUCAUUUCGCUUCUCUCUAAAUUUCCCUCCAAUUCUCUCCUCCCUUUUGUCGUCGCCAUAGAUCUGUUGCCUUCUGUAUCGGAUCGAUCAAUAAGCAAUCACCAGAUCUCAGAUAAUUUUUGGAAAAGUUAGUUAAUUGAUAUUCAUGGAAACUUCUGUUGUUGGUGUUGCAAGAAAGGAGGAAAAUGGAGAUGUAGUAGAGAAGAAGCCUACAGUUGUUUUUGUUUUGGGUGGCCCAGGCAGCGGAAAGGGAACCCAAUGUGCAAAUAUUGUGGAGCACUUUGGCUAUACUCAUCUCAGUGCUGGGGAUCUUCUUCGGGCAGAAAUCAAAUCUGGCUCUGAAAAUGGAACCAUGAUUCAGAAUAUGAUUAAGGAGGGUAAGAUUGUGCCCUCAGAGGUAACAAUCAAGCUUCUUCAAAAAGCAAUGCAGGAAAGUGGCAACGACAAAUUUCUGAUCGAUGGUUUUCCUCGUAAUGAGGAAAACCGUGCAGCAUUUGAAUCUGUUACCAAAAUUGUGCCAGAGUUUGUUUUGUUCUUUGAUUGUUCUGAAGAAGAGAUGGAGAGACGUCUUUUGAGUAGGAACCAGGGAAGAGUAGAUGAUAACAUUGAGACAAUAAGGAAGCGGUUUAAAGUUUUUCUAGAGUCUAGUAUCCCAGUGGUGGAGUACUAUGAAUCCAAGGGGAAAGUUCGGAAGAUUGAUGCUGCUAAAUCAAUUGAGGAGGUCUUUGAGGAUGUUAAAGCCAUUUUUGCUCAAAAAGAUGAGAAGGACUCUGUUUAGGUGUUGCAACUGUCCCAGUGAUACUGAAUCCAAUAUCUAGUAAGGUGUUGAUGGUAUGUGUUGUGGGCAUUUGUGGGACAGGUUUGGUGAUAGUUUAUUACGUUAAAAGGAGGGGUAUAUAACUCCUCAUUAUUGUUACUGAAUAAGGAUAUUCACAAGUAAUAAAUGGGGGCGGGGCGGGGCAGGGCAGGACAGGGCAGCAUCAGCAUAGCUCUUCUUAUUUCUUUCAAUCCUUUAUCGGACUUUAGCAUUGGCGAGCACUAUUACUGAUAGCGUGGGUAGUAAACGGAACAGAGGAGGAGGCUCUUUUAAGAAUCUAUCUAUAUUGUCCCAUUCGGACGCACCAGCCACCACUCUGAUUCCACUUUUCCAUCCACGCUAAAUUAUUAUGUCCUUUUUAGUUUGAAAAAUAAAACCAUGUUUUCUUAUAUUUACUAGAUUUAUGUUAAAUAGUACAUUUAAUAGAAAAUAUAUACUUUAUUUCAUUA
Molecule: messenger RNA, 1342 nt
Organism: Ricinus communis (castor bean)
Lineage: Eukaryota; Viridiplantae; Streptophyta; Magnoliopsida; Malpighiales; Euphorbiaceae
Product: UMP-CMP kinase 3
Exons: 11
Coding region: 222-854 (210 amino acids)
Biological process (GO): CDP biosynthetic process; 'de novo' pyrimidine nucleobase biosynthetic process; UDP biosynthetic process
Cellular component (GO): nucleus; cytoplasm
Molecular function (GO): ATP binding; UMP kinase activity
Source: RefSeq, a predicted model, not a curated record